AUGAAUCCGACCAACAGCAACACGAAUAACCUGGAACAUCUAUUAUACGGCAACGAUGCUCCCACCGUUACCCCUUCCACACCAACGCAACCGAGACCAAUCCGGCCUAUUACCACAAUCAUGCCUGUGCUAGACAGGACCAUAUACAAUGAAGCCGAAGAGACGGAAGGUAGCGAGAGAACACUCGAAUACGUCCGAGUCCAGCUCCAGGCUCUGAGAUACCUAGAAUGCUACCCAUCAGACACGCUCAGCGGGCAUCAAGCAUGCGAGUGGACGCAAAUGAUCUCGCCAUCGAAUUUCAAGCCAACAGCGCAAGAAGCACUGCGUCUAUGCUACUACCUGCGCUCCAAAGACUUCAAUACCUAUGCCAAGGUCAAGCGCGGAUACAUGAACUUAUACGUUGCAGACCAGGAGUCCGACAUGCGGGGUCCACACGUCGACGUGCUGUAUUGGAAGCAGGAUGUCGGAACCAACGAAAUUAGAUAUCAGUGUUCACCCAGGACACCAGGGCCAGUAGUGGUAGUAGGGGGAGGAGGAGGAGGAGGAGGAGGAGGAGGAGGAGGAGGCAGACGCAACGCUAUUGCGACGACGCUAUCGCUACAUAGCGCAGAAGGUCGCUCGCUUUACAUCCACUUCUACAGUAGCCAUGACGAGCAACGAAUGAUAGAGCGACAGAUGGCAGGGCCGCGAAGGGGAGAAGACCGGCGUACGCUAAAUAGCCUUACGACUCUCGCGGCUGCAGCAGAAAUCCGCUUGCAGAACUUGGUCAAUCUUGAGAAUCCUGAUCUGGGUGAAAUCGAAGUCACGCUUAUGCAGCUUGAGGAAUACCGCGCACUAAUGCGUGGGGAGUAG
Molecule: messenger RNA, 852 nt
Organism: Bipolaris oryzae ATCC 44560
Lineage: Eukaryota; Fungi; Ascomycota; Dothideomycetes; Pleosporales; Pleosporaceae
Exons: 2
Coding region: 1-852 (283 amino acids)
Source: RefSeq, a predicted model, not a curated record